UUUGCAAAUAACUGUACCCGAGGUUGGGGACUUGCCACACGGUGGCGUCACUAUUGCCAACUUUUAAACCCAUCAAGUUGGGAUAUUUUAAUUAAAUAUCAGUUUUUCGCAAAAUUGUGAGUAUGUCGGGUGAGGACACCAUCAACAAAUCCGAUUUUUUUCUCAAAGACAUCCCGAAUGUUAAAAUUGGCAACGUUUCCAAAGCCCCGAAAAAGAAUGUGGUCAAGGAGCAGCUCCAGUUCCUCCACUUCAACGAGGAAAUGCAGGAACAAAUCCUGGAAACCUUGCGGUUCAUCCACGGGCCGGACUUCGUCCUGAAAGACGCGUCCGAUUACAAGGACGUUAAGACCAACUUAGGCAAAAAGUAUUGGUUGGGUCAAAGCAACUUGAUAAUUAAGGGGGCUUGCGAUUUUUCCAAAAUUGAGGAUGAGACCUAUGAGGAGGACCGCCUUAAACAGUUCGCCCUCAUGCGAUUAGAAAGUUACGGCUUCCAUCUAAACCACUGCAUUGAGGCUUUGAAAUAUUGUGAAGGCAAUGUUGAGGAUGCUCUCUAUGUACUGUACAACAAGUAUUUCAAUUCAGGUGAACUCAAAAUUACUGACAUUGAUUUGUCUAAAAAUGAACUGCUUGAGCAAAGAAUGGACGAGAAAAGUUCCUUGGAGUCAAUUUAUGAUAAAACCUUUCAGGAAAAAGUCCAAAACGCGGUUUGGAUCCUCACGCUUAAACUUGAUUAUUUAAUUAAAAUAUUUCACAAUAAAAACAAGUCAAAAAAACCGGCCAAAACCGUGCAAAAUACGGCCAAAAAGAAAGAAAAGUGUCGCAAUUUUAUUACAGGAAACUGUAAAUGGGGCGACAAGUGUCGCUUUUCGCAUGAAAAAGAGGUGAUAGAGAAGGACCCCAAUGCUCAUUUGACUGAUUUUAAUUUUGAAUUAGAGAUACGUUUUCCCUAUAACACGAAAUACCCCUACGAACCUCCUUUGAUUCUCCUGAAAACUAACGCAGUUUUGCCCCCGUUAAUGAACUUACAUAUUUGUAAAAGACUGUACGAGGAGGCGAAACUUUUGGCCGAGGACGGAAUACCGUCAGUUUACACCAUAACAGAACUGCUAACAAACGAGGAAGAAAUCAAAAGUUACGUUGAGACAACUGAGAUUGAUUUUAUCGCGCCUAAUGUGCCUUUAUUUCGCGACGAAAAAUUAAAUGUUCCCAAAAAGAAGCGUCCGAGUCACUACAUUAAAGGUAUCACGAACCGCGACAACCAAAAAAUUCUAACUCCGGAGGAAAUUCGAGGAGUUGAUGAAAAAAUUGUCGCCAAAUUUAAGUCUCUAGUCAAGGAUAAAAAAUACUUGGAGAUGCUUCAGUACCGCAAAAAAUUGCCCGCAUGGGGGCUCAUGAACGACAUUUUGAAUACGAUUCAACAGUCUCAGGUCGUGGUCAUCAGUGGGGAGACCGGGUGUGGGAAAAGUACCCAAGUCCCCCAAUACAUCCUCGAUGAUUGGCUGGUAAAUUACGCAAAUGACCGAAAACACGUAGAGAUAGUGUGUACGCAACCGCGGCGUAUUUCCGCCAUCAGUGUUGCCGAACGUGUGGCGGAGGAGCGAGUGGCUAAAAUUGGCAACACUGUCGGUUACCAAAUCCGGUUAGAGUCCAAAGUUUCGGUUAACACUCGGCUCACUUUUUGCACCACUGGUAUUCUCCUCCGCCGGCUCGAAAGCGAACCGACUUUACCUCAAGUUACCCAUAUCAUAGUCGACGAAGUGCACGAAAGGUCCGAACAAAGCGACUUUCUCUUACUAAUCCUCAAACAGAUAUUACCUUUUCGGCCCGACUUGAAAGUCAUUCUCAUGAGUGCCACACUCAACGCCCAGUUAUUUUCGGACUAUUUCGGCGAAAUCCCGAUUUUGACAAUCCCGGGUCGGACUUUUCCCGUCGAACAGUAUUUUCUAGAAACGAUUUUCGAAAAAACCGGCUACGUCCUCGAGGACGGAACCGAGUAUGCUAGGAAAUUAAAAGACGCUGAAUUUAUCGAAAACGAGCUCAGUUUGCUGAAUGCUGGACGCCAUAUGACCCCUAAUGAUAAUCUCCGAGAUGAGAAUUUGAAAUUUGCGCAGUUAUUGUGUCGGUACAAGGAGUGCAGUUUUCGGACUUGUAAAAAUUUGCUUCUGAUGGACCCGGAAGUGGUCAAUAAUGAGCUGAUCGAGACGGUUUUAACGUGGAUCGUGUCCGGGGAGCAUAAUUAUCCCAGAAAGGGGACCAUUUUGGUGUUUUUGCCCGGAAUUGCCGAAAUUACGAGCUUGUACGAUCAGUUGGCCGUGCAUCCGGAGUUUGGCACCCGGAGCCAGAAGUAUCUGGUUCUGCCGCUGCAUUCGUCGCUCAGCAGUGAAGAGCAGGCCAUGAUUUUUAUGAAGCCUAAAAACUUGAGGAAAAUCAUUCUUUCGACCAAUAUUGCCGAGACUUCGGUCACAAUUGACGACUGUGUCUUCGUGAUCGAUUCGGGUCGAAUGCGUGAGAAGCACUUCGACCCGAACCGAAACAUGGAGAGUCUGGAGACCGUGUGGGUGACCCGCGCCAAUGCCCUGCAACGCAAGGGUCGAGCAGGCCGUGUGAUGGCCGGCGUUUGUUUCCACCUCUACACCAGUAACCGUUUCCGCCACCAGAUGCUCCCCCAACCCAUCCCAGAAAUCCACAGAAUUCCCCUCGAACAACUCAUCCUCAACAUCAAAAUUUUGCAAAACUUCGAAGAUCGUGACGUUUGUGACGUCAUCGACGGUCUAAUCGAGCCGCCUUUGAAAGAGCACGUGGAGACGGCGAUUGUUCGUCUCCAAGAUGUUGGAGCCUUAGACACCGAAAAACAAUUGACGCCGCUUGGCCACCACUUAGCCGCCUUGCCUGUGGAUGUGAGAAUUGGAAAAUUGUUGCUCUAUGGGGCAAUUUUCUCGUGUGUGGACUCGGCGUUAACUAUGGCGGCGUGUCUGAGUAAUAAAAGCCCGUUCGUGACGCCGUUCCGUAAAAGAGACGAGGCAAAUGAGAAGAAGAAAAAAUUUGCCGUGGGGUAUAGUGACCACAUUACUGUCCUGAUGGCCUACAAGAAGUGGCAAAGUGUGUACAAGAAGAGUAGUCUAGCUGGGCGGAAUUUUGCAAACGAGAAUUUCCUCUCACAAAAGACUCUUGUAACAAUCGCCGAUAUCAAGCACCAGUUUUUGGAGUAUUUGGUCGAUAUCGGGUUCAUUGCUGCGAAUUUGGACGGGAAAAGGCGUUCAGGGGACGAUGAUGUGUUAGCAAUUACCGGAAACGAGUUUAACAGGAACGGCGAAAAUUUCAAUGUUUUAGCGGCAAUUUUAUGUGCCGCUCUCUACCCCAACGUGAUAAAAGUCCUAACUCCGCCCAAAUCGUACGUAAAGACCGCCGGAGGGGCCAUUCCCAAAGACAACGAAGCGAAAGAUUUCCAAUUCCAGACCGUUAAAGAAACCGUUUUUCUCCACCCCUCAUCGGUGAAUUUCUCCGCGAAGAAUUUCCCAAGUCCUUAUCUUGUUUAUCAGGAAAAGGUUAAAACCAGUAAAGUGUAUUUCAGGGAUUGUACCGUGAUUCCUGUCAUCUCCCUUGUGCUCUUCUCGGGUUUUGAUCUUGAUAUCAGUGUAAAUAAUGGCUGUACGUUUAUUUCAUUAGAGCGCGGAUGGAUUAUGUUCCAAGUGGAGGAACACAAGAUCGCAGAAAUGAUUAAGAUGUUGCGAAGCGAGUUGUUCAUGCUGCUGGAAGAGAAAAUCAAAGAUCCGUUACUAAAUAUCUGGCAUCAUGAUAAAGGAGAAAGGAUUAUUACGACGAUUUUGAACUUAAUCAACUUGAAAUAGGAUCGGAGUUUUGUUUCACAAAUAGAGAUUUUAUUUUGUAAAGCGUUCUUUUUUAUUUGAUUUGUAAGUGGAUUAUGCCUGUUUGUUAUUGUUGUGUCGAAGAGGAAAUAAAAUUCUAUUUUGUUA
This is a messenger RNA of Tribolium castaneum (red flour beetle), 3974 nucleotides long. RefSeq lists its product as uncharacterized. The record is from RefSeq and is a predicted model, not a curated record. The transcript is spliced from 7 exons. Gene Ontology annotation, molecular function: protein binding; ATP binding; RNA binding. NCBI's taxonomy places the organism in Eukaryota, Metazoa, Arthropoda, Insecta, Coleoptera, Tenebrionidae. Gene Ontology annotation, cellular component: intracellular anatomical structure. The coding region runs from base 123 to 3848 and encodes 1241 amino acids.